This is a messenger RNA of Acanthopagrus latus (yellowfin seabream), 6434 nucleotides long. RefSeq names its product lecithin retinol acyltransferase b, tandem duplicate 1 (gene lratb.1). The transcript has 20 exons. The record is from RefSeq and is a predicted model, not a curated record. Bases 124 to 2130 code for a protein of 668 amino acids. NCBI's taxonomy places the organism in Eukaryota, Metazoa, Chordata, Actinopteri, Spariformes, Sparidae.
GUGACGUGUUUCCGGUCGGACUGUUUUUGUGGAUGGACCGGCCCGUGUACCUUGAACUUGUCAGGGAGGAUUCAUCCGUCUCUUCUCUUCUGUUUUUACAAUUUAAACACUUUUAAUUAAAACAUGUCUAAUUUGACGAACGUGCUCCGUCACGCGCCCUCGGCCUUCAGGCGGUUGUCGCGCGGCGGAAGUUCAGAAAACAGCGUCAGUUUGUGUUUAAACUUCAGGUUUGUGCGGGUUAGCUCGUCUGCUAGGCUGUCACCGAGUCCUCCACAUCUAAACAAAACCAGCUCCAGGUGUUAUACGAGCUCCGCCAAGACGAAACCGGUCCGGAUCGGCUGUGCCUCCGGGUUCUGGGGGGACACAGCCACCUCAGUGCCUCAGCUGAUCUACAGCGGGAAGCUGGACUUCCUGGUGUUUGACUACCUCAGUGAGAUCACCAUGUCUCUGCUCACCGCCGCCAAGUCCAAGAUGCCUAAUCUGGGUUACGCUCCAGACUUCGUCCAGGCGGCUCUCGCUCCGUUCAUCAACGACAUCCACAAGAAAGGUAUCCGUGUGGUCAGUAACGCAGGAGGUGUGAACCCUCUGGCCUGUGCUGAAGCCAUACAGGAAGUCAUUAAGAAGGCCGGCCUGGACCUUAAGGUCGCCGUGGUGACCGGGGAUGACCUCAUGCCCCAUAGAAGCAGCCUGUCUGAAGUAAAGAUGGUGGCUGACGACAGCAGGCAGCCGUUACCGAAAACACUCCACAGUAUGAACGCUUACCUCGGGGCUCUUCCUAUUCGUCGUUGUCUGGACCUCGGGGCCGACAUCGUGGUGACCGGGCGCUGUGUGGACAGCGCCGUGGCUCUGGGGCCGCUCAUGCACAGCUUCGGAUGGAAGAGAACAGACUACGAUCUGCUGGCUGCUGGGAGUCUUGCAGGUCACCUGAUCGAGUGUGGAGCUCAGAGUACUGGAGGAAUCUUCACCGACUGGCACAAAGUUCCUGACUGGGACAACAUGGGGUUCCCGGUGGUCGAGUGUUCGAGCGACGGCUCCUUCGUUCUCUCCAAACCGCCCAAAACCGGCGGCCUCGUCUCCUUCGGCACGGUGGCCGAGCAGCUGGUGUACGAGAUCGGCGACCCGCAGCGAUACCUGCUGCCUGACGUCACCUGUGACUUCAGCCAGGUGGUCAUCAAGGAAGUACCAGGUGUUGAAGGAGGUGCUGUCAGAGUGACGGGGGCUAAAGGCUUCGCUCCUUCACACGACUACAAGGUGUGUGCUACGUACAUGGAUGGCUUCAGAGCGACGGCAGUUUGUCCGGUUGGAGGCCCGAGAGCGGCGGAAAAGGCGCGACGAACCGCGGACAGCAUCAUCAAACGGACGAAGCGUAUAUUCAAGCAGUUGGGGUUGGAAGAGUUCAGCUCCGUCAACGUCCAGGUCCUCGGAGCUGAGGACACGUACGGCGCCAACGCUCGCACCAAGGGCUCCAGAGAGGCGGUGAUCUGGAUGGCCGUCCACCACAAACAGAAGAAAGCUCUUGAACUCUUCGCCAGAGAAGUAGCUCCUGCAGGGACCGGCAUGGCUCCUGGACUCACCGGUAUCGUGGGCGGCCGACCCCGAGUGUCUCCUGUGUUGAAGCCGUUUUUCUUCUUGCAUCCGAAAUCGCAACUCCAAGUGGACGUUCAUGUCGGUGGAGAGCAGGUGGAGUCUCUCACAGAGGCGGAGCCGGACACACCUGAGCGCGACGCCCCUCCCACCUCGUCGGACGACGUACCUGACGCAGAGCUGCCCAGUGGACCCCACAGCUACAGACUGGAGGAACUGGCCUACACAAGGAGCGGAGACAAAGGGAACUCUGCCAACAUCGGAGUGAUCGCUCGUCAUCCGCUCUUCUUCCCCUACCUGAAAAAACACCUGACUUCUUCUGUGGUGGAGGAAUACUUCUCCCACCUCAUCCAGCCCGGGGUGAAAAACGCUGUCACACGAUACAGUCUGCCGGGGAUCCAUGGCCUCAACUUUGUCCUGCAGAGUUCACUGGGAGGGGGAGGGGUGGCAUCGCUACGAAGUGACCCUCAGGGUAAAGCCUUCGGUCAGAUGCUGCUGGACCUGAAGCUGCGAGGACUCCCCGACCUCAAGUCUCUGGUGGACUGAACAACAAAGAGUGAGAGACGCUGAGAGAAAGACGAGACUUGCAAACAUUUAAUGACGAGAAAUGAAAGUGAAGAAAACAUCCAGUGAGACAGAAAGAAACAUUUAAAGAUGAAUUCAUGUUCUUUCAUUCAGACUCUGAGCAUUUUAUCAACCAAAAGAGAGCAUUCAGGAACAAAACAGCAUGACGUGUUAAAUACGCUUCAACAGGAGGCAAAACAGCAAAUGUCUGAAGUCACCAAACCCUCAAUAUGACGUCAAAUCCCACAUUUCCCUCCUCACAGCUGCAUUUAUGACAAAAGUCUCACACAACACCGUAAAACAAAAACAAAACAGGGCGUGGGAACUUUAUUAUUAUUUCAGUCACAACAUGGGUCUGACUUCUGUUUCUCUUUGAGGCACAUCAGUCACAUUUUUUUGACCAGAUCUUGACUUAUCAAAAAUCUGAAACGUCUCGUUCGAAAAGUAAAACUUCAUCCCAUCAGAAAUCUGCAGCACUGUGCAGAAACAACAGUGUAAAGAUCGUCUCUGAGGGAUAAUUCCGUUGAUCUGCUGACUAAAAGGAAAGAAACCAGAGCUGUCAGAUUAUCAGACGAGUCCAGUCGAACUCAUGUAGAAGGUGAUUGGUGAAGGAAUCACUCAGAUUGUCUUCAGUUAACAUCCAUCACAGUUUACUGACCUGCUUCGACUUUCAUUACCUGCACAGACAACAUGCAGCCUUCGCUCGCCAUUUUCUCCCGCUUUAAAUUCAAAAUGUUGUCACAUUGGCGAUCCUGUGUUCUGGCUGUAGAUUAAAAGUCAUUUCAGAGCUGAGAAAGACAGAUUUUGCGAUAUUUUCUAGCCAGAUCAUCCACCCCCGGCUCCAGGGAACAUUUUUUGGGGGGGUAAAUGUGCAACAUCCUCACCAUCUGGUCUCAAACAGACUUGAGCGCCGUACCAGCUCGAGCUCUUGGAGGAGCCGUGGUUUGGGUUUCCCUCGGAGGGUAAACAAAGCAUCCGCCACGGUCACGAGUCGCUCCGGUCCGACAUCAGAGACACAUGCUCGCAGGCCUCAGGUUUUCAGCUCGUUCACCUCAACGCGACCCGGCUCCGAUGUUCGCCGCCCCGCAGGAAUGUGUGUCUCCUUCCACCAAAACCGAGUCUCUGGCUUCCAGUCUGUUUAUCCAUAAUUGCAAACAGACCGAAGCCGCAGUCAGAGUCACUCCACAGCUUCCGUCGUGGCUGAAAACUCAUCCACCUCCUCUGAAUCAUAUUCCCCUCUCCCAGAUGUUUGUUUUCAUCGGUAAAGAAGUAAAAAUGCCACCUGACUCUUUGGGUUAGACCCUGUGGAUUUCUUCUCUACCAUGAGUCAGUUCUUCUGCUCCAGGAAAAUCGUGUUGUUGCUCCGACCGUCAACUUUGACCGCUUUGGGACUUUAUUUUUCAGGCAAAUCAGAAUUGUGAGUCUGUUAAAUAUAAAAAAUCGUUGAGUUUGAGCCCAAACACAGAAAUGAACCACAUUAUUGCAAUCAGCCCAGACGAAUGACUAAACGAUGGUCUUCUGAGUGUUUCACACACAAUAACAUGAUAGAUUAAAGCAAUAAAAAUGCUUCCAAACAGGAAUUGAAAACAGAGUUGCAUGAGUAUAAAUCAGACCAAUUAUAGAGGAAUCACAUGGGAAAAAUAACUAUCCAUCAGCCUGUCGCCGGGAAUUUAAAGACGACACUGAAGUGGUCAGAGUUGCAGAAGGAGGUGUUUGUAAUGAGAGUCGUAAAUUUCAGCUAAUUUCCUGUUUUUUCAGAAUCCCAAAUUGAAUAAAGACAAAAGCUCGGACGUCAACGCUCGGCACUGAAAGGUUAAACAGCGCUCACGUCUUAAUGAUGAAGAUGAGGUCUGAGAAAACAGCCUCACAUCUGUCCUACAUAUUGCCACUUCUAAAAAAAAAAAAAAAAACAGACCGUGUGAAUUCUCUGCAAGACUGUGAAUAACACUUUAUCAUCGAGGAAGAACGAUUUCCAGCUAAUUCUUCAUUCAGCCCCAAAAUCAACAGGAAUUGUUUGAUGUUGACCCAAAGCUCUGAGUGUGUUGAAAUGGAUAUCUGAGCAAUUGUUCCUCAUUUUGAACAGAUUUUAGUCGUCUUGGAUGCUCUCUUUUGUCUAGAUAAACAUCAGACUUCCCUUCUUUUGGCUGAAGGUUUGUUGUGGAGACUUUUAAUGUCCGUCUCAACCUCCUGACCUCCGUUAAAAAUGUCUUUGAUGUAGCAGACGAGGCCAGAAUGAAAGUCAGCAGCAUUAAGAUGUAAAUUAUGCAGAAUGAUGUGAUGCUUUGUCAAGUAGACUCGUGCUACUGAGGUAUUAAUCAAAGUUAUUAGAAUCUCUUAAAAUCUGUUUUCAGUACAACUCUUCAUCCACGAGUUACAUUGAUGGAUGUCCUUUCCUGUUUAAUAUUAGAACUCAUUUUUACUUUAUUCAACUUUAUUAUCGAGAGUUAAACAGGAAAGUACGAAAACAUCUGUAGAUUUAUUCUCUCAGGAAAAUGAAAUGUAACAGAGAGUAAAUCAGAAUAAUGAUAAAUAUAGGGUUGGUGUAUUAUAAAGUUACACUGUCUCAGUUUGAAGAGUAACUACAUGAACCAGUUUUGUAAAAGCACAGAAGACCGUUACAUUUCAGUCCAGCAGUUAUUGAGAGAAACCAAGAAGUUUUUCGUUUGGCAAAAAGCAAAGGUCCAAGCAUUGAUCCUUGUGGAACACCAGAUAGUUUGUCUUCAUUUGAGUAGUUUUUAAACAAACAGCUCAAAGAACGAACGCUCCAAAGUUGCAGCAGAACAGGUUCUGCAAAUGAAGACCGUGAACGACCGUCCCAGAUUUCAUAGGAAUCCAUCCAGUAGCUGCUGAGAUAUUUAAGUCCCAACACUUUGGGUGUUUAGUGAAUAAAUAAAGGUCCGGGCAUUGAGCCGUGGGGAACACCUGAGUUUUUCUUCAUUUUACUAGAUUACAGCUAAAGAAUAAAGCAGAAAGGAAACUUUGAUUGUUUGAAGCAGUUCAGUUCUCUGAUCAAACCCUGAAGUAUCAAUCACGAUAAAAUUUUCGAUCUGUUUGUUAUUUUAAGGCAAUCAAGACCAUAAAUGUCCAUCCCAGAUAUAAUACAGCUUGAGGUGUUUCAGUCUGGGCACUUUGGUUUUACGCCCAACUGGCAACACCCAACAGAGAAACCAUUGCACCUUGUGAGUUUGUCUUAAUUUUAGUAGAUUAAAAUAAACAAAAAACAACUUGAAUGCUACAAAUUCCCUAAAGUUUAAAGAACUAUGUUGGUUCUUUUGUUAAUUCUUAAGCAAAGGUCUGAGAAUUGACCCUUGUGGAGCACCAUCGAGUUUUUCUUAAUUUGUAGGGAGAACUAAAACAAACAAGUUGAGGCAGUCCAGGUUCUUUGGUUUGCUCUGGUCGGACUCUACAAAAAUAAAUCAAGGGAACACCUCAUGUCCAUUAUUUACUUUAAGGUAAUGAACUACAGGAACGUCCCAGAGAUCACAAGGAUCCAUCCAGUGGUUGUUGAGAUAUUUCAGUCUGGACACUUGGUGUUGCCAGUUGGGCGAUAAACCAAAGUUCUGAGAUUUGAGCCUUCUGGGACACCAGAGAAUAUUUUUAAAAAUAACAGAAAAAACAAUUGUGAACUCUUGACAUUCAAACUCAGCAGAACUUGUUUUACUGUGUUGUUUUCAGACACUAAAGAUUUUGAGUCUGUGCCAGAUUUCAGGAUUGAAAAAAAAGGAAGCGAUGAUAAAAACAGUAUUUAGGACGUAUAUAGGACGAAACUGCUAAGUUGAGUUGAAGUGCCUUGCUCAUGAGCAGCUCAUUGUUCUUAUUCCUUUAGAUGUUCCAGCUCGAGCAGGAUUUAAACCACUGACUCCUUUUAUUGCCUUUUCUGCCAAAGUGAAAACAGACAAACUGUUUCUCAGUUUCUGUUGAUGUUUACGAGGCACAACAUGUUUGCAGGAAUCUUCUUAUUUUUUGAACCACAAGUGCUUUUUUUUCUACCAUCGUGUUCUUUAUUAAAGGGAGAACCACUUAGAUUUUAAUAUUUUGUGACACAUUAAUCACAGAUGAUUAAAUCCAUAGAAUCAGAAGUCUGUUUUGAUCGAAGCUCUUAUGUUUCUUUAUUUUAACUAUGAGUGACUUCGGCAUGUUUAACAAACACUUCACUAAAGUUUGAAGUUUGAUUUUUAUGCUUUCCAUAAAUCAUGAAAUGCAUUUUAACAGUGAGCUGAUUUCUGUAUGAUUUUUGUAGAUACCUAACUGAAGAGAUGAAUAAAUAUUUUUAUGAGCAAAGCAAA